AUGUCUUACAACUUUGGCUCUGGAAAUUUCUCCUCCCAAUCAUUUGGAGGCUUCUGGAGGCCCACAGUUUCUGCCUGCAAUUCUGUCUACCCCACAAAUGUAAUCAUUCCUCUGAAGGCCUACCAGCUGGUCUGUUCCAUCUGCGGUGGACAACAGGAGAGCUUUUUCAAGCCCAUUAGCAACCAGACAUCCUGUACUGGGACAAGAUCCUUCCAAACAUCCUGCUUCCGCCCAAAUAAUUUCAUCUCCAGUCCUUGCCAGACAAAUUACACUGGAUCUCUUGGAUAUGGCAGCACUGGCUUUGGAUCUUUUGGUAAUUUCAACAAUGGCUUUGGAUCGUGUGCUCACAGAAACACUGCCGUCCAGUAUUUGGGAUCCAGCUUCUACCGCCCAUCUUAUUUUUCCACCAGAAGUUUCCAGUGA
Molecule: messenger RNA, 423 nt
Organism: Fukomys damarensis (Damara mole-rat)
Lineage: Eukaryota; Metazoa; Chordata; Mammalia; Rodentia; Bathyergidae
Product: keratin-associated protein 15-1
Exons: 1
Coding region: 1-423 (140 amino acids)
Source: RefSeq, a predicted model, not a curated record